Messenger RNA from Candida dubliniensis CD36, 1605 nucleotides. It is a transcript of the gene ADE4, whose product is annotated as amidophosphoribosyltransferase. Bases 1 to 1605 code for a protein of 534 amino acids. NCBI's taxonomy places the organism in Eukaryota, Fungi, Ascomycota, Pichiomycetes, Serinales, Debaryomycetaceae. Gene Ontology annotation, biological process: purine nucleotide biosynthetic process; purine nucleobase biosynthetic process. The record is from RefSeq and is a predicted model, not a curated record. Gene Ontology annotation, cellular component: cytoplasm. The transcript has a single exon. Gene Ontology annotation, molecular function: amidophosphoribosyltransferase activity.
AUGUGUGGAAUAUUAGGUAUUGUAUUAGCAGAACAAAAUUUAAAUGUUGCUCCUGAAUUAUUUGAAGGAGCAAUGUUUUUACAACAUCGUGGACAAGAUGCUGCUGGAAUUGCUACUUGUGGAUCUAAAGGAAGAUUUUAUCAAUGUAAAGGUAAUGGAAUGGCUAGAGAUGUUUUCACUCAACAAAGAAUGAAUAAUUUAAUUGGAAAUUAUGGGAUUUGUCAUUUACGUUAUCCAACUGCUGGAUCAAGUGCUGGUAGUGAAGCUCAACCAUUUUAUGUUAAUUCACCUUAUGGUAUAAGUUUAAGUCAUAAUGGGAACUUAGUUAAUUCUAUUGAAUUAAGAAAACAUUUAGAUGAAGUAGUUCAUCGUCAUAUUAAUACUGAUUCUGAUUCGGAAUUAUUAUUAAAUAUUUUUGCCGCAGAAUUAGAUAAAUUUAAUAAACUGAGAGUUAAUAAUGGUGAUUUAUUUUCUGCUUUAACUGGUACUAUGAAUAAAAUUAGAGGAGCUUAUGCUUGUAUUGCCAUGUUAGCUGGGUAUGGAAUUAUUGGAUUUCGUGAUCCUAAUGGAAUUAGACCAUUAUUAUUUGGUGAAAGAAUUAAUGUUAAUGAUAAUGAUGGUUCAAAAUCAAAAAGUUAUAUGUUAGCAUCAGAAUCAGUAGUUUUAAAAGCUCAUGGAUUUAAUAAUUUUAAAGAUAUUAAACCUGGUGAAGCAAUAAUUAUUACUAAAACUGGUGAAUAUGAAUUUAAACAAGUUGUUGAACCAAAAAUUUUUGCUCCUGAUAUUUUUGAAUAUGUUUAUUUUGCUAGACCUGAUAGUGUAUUAGAUGGAGUUUCAGUUUAUCGAUCAAGAAUUGAUAUGGGAGAAAAAUUGGCUCAUAAAAUUAAAUCCAUUAUUAUGGAUGAUAAUGAAAUUGAUGUGGUUAUUCCUGUACCUGAUACUGCUAGAACUAGUGCAUUUCAAUGUGCUGUAACUCUUAAUAAACCUUUUAGAGAAGGAUUUGUUAAAAAUAGAUAUAUUGGAAGAACAUUUAUUAUGCCUAAUCAACAAGAAAGAAGAUCUUCAGUUCGAAGAAAAUUAAAUGCUAUGGAUUCAGAAUUUAAUGGGAAAAAUGUUUUAUUAGUUGAUGAUUCAAUUGUUAGAGGUACUACAUCUAAAGAAAUUGUUGCUAUGGCUAGAGAAGCUGGAGCUAAAAAAGUAUUUUUUGCAUCAUGUGCUCCACCAAUUAGAUUUAAUCAUAUUUAUGGAAUUGAUUUAGCUGAUACUAAAGCUUUAGUUGGAUUUAAUCGUAAUGAAAAAGAAAUUGCUCAAGUUAUUGGUGCUGAUAAAGUUAUUUAUCAAGAUUUACAAGAUUUAAUUGAUUGUUGUAAAUCAAAUAUUAUUAAAAAUUUUGAAGUGGGAGUAUUUACUGGUGAAUAUAUUACUGGAGUUGAAGAUAAUUAUUUACAAGAAUUGGAAAAAAUUAGAGCUCAAAAUCAAAGAUUACAACAAAAUAUUAAAAUGAAAGGUUUAUCAGUUGAUGCUUGUAUUGAUUCAAGUGAUUUAGUUGAUAUUAAAGCUGAAGUUGAUAUUAGUAUUUAUAAUCGUGGUGAUUAUACUGAAUAA